AUGCUUUCCAAGAUCUUCACCACAGUGGCCCUCGCGGCCUCGCUGGCCUCUGCGCAAACCUUCACGGCUUGCGAUCCCACCAAACGUGAUGGCUGCCCCAACCCCAAGGCUGUCGGCGCUAAGCCGGUUGAUGUUGACUUCCGUAAGGGCGCCAACAGCUUUUUCAAGCCCGCUGAUGGCACCAGCCUCAAGUAUGACAACGGCCUCGGCGCUGUCUUCUCCAUAAGCAAGGAGACGGACGCGCCCACUAUCUCGUCCAACCAGUACAUCUUUUUCGGCCAGGUCGAUGUGACGGUUCGCGCCGCUCGUGGUGUUGGUGUCGUGACCAGCUUCGUGCUGCAGUCGGACGACCUCGACGAGAUCGACUGGGAGUGGCUCGGUGGUGAUGCCACCCAGGUCCAGACCAACUUCUUCAGCAAGGGCUGCACUGACACCUACGACCGCGGUGGUUUCUCGCCGGUCGCCGACCCGGUGAACCAGUUCCACACCUACACCAUCAAGUGGACUCCCGACCAGCUCGACUGGAUCAUCGAUGGCGCCGUUGUGCGCACGCUCAAGAACACCGGCGUUGCCGGCUGCGCUGGCUACCCCCAGACCCCCAUGCAGAUCAAGCUCGGCACCUGGGUUGGUGGCCGCAAGGACGCGCCUCAGGGCACGAUCGACUGGGCUGGCGGUAUUACCGACUUCACCGAUGCCCCCUUCGAUGGUUACUACCAGAGCCUGCACAUCCAGGACUACAUGGGCGGCCAGGGCGCGACCAGUGCCUCCGAGUACCGGUACACCGACCGCAGCGGCACGUGGCAGAGCAUCAAGGUUGUCGGCGGCAACGGCGGCGACUCGGACAGCAGCAGCUCCGUCAAGCCCAGCUCGACCAAGUCUACCUCCGCUAAGCCCACUUCCACCAAGGCCAGCUCGACCACCUCGCACACCUCGACUGCCACCACCCUCUCGACCAAGAGCUCGUCGGCCUCGCACAGCGCUAGCAGCUCUGCUGAGCACGCCACCACCUCUGGCCCUAGCAAGACCAGUGGCAACGGCGGUAGCGCUACUAACUCUGCCUCCUCGACCGUGUCCACUGGCGCUGCGCCCACCAUGGUCGGCAACAUGGCUGCGGUCGGUGCUGCCGCUCUCUUUGGCUACCUCGCCCUCUAG
Messenger RNA from Dichotomopilus funicola, 1152 nucleotides. Its product is annotated as glycoside hydrolase. Gene Ontology annotation, molecular function: glycosyltransferase activity; hydrolase activity, hydrolyzing O-glycosyl compounds. Gene Ontology annotation, biological process: carbohydrate metabolic process; fungal-type cell wall organization. The transcript is spliced from 2 exons. Gene Ontology annotation, cellular component: fungal-type cell wall. The record is from RefSeq and is a predicted model, not a curated record. The coding region runs from base 1 to 1152 and encodes 383 amino acids. NCBI's taxonomy places the organism in Eukaryota, Fungi, Ascomycota, Sordariomycetes, Sordariales, Chaetomiaceae.